UGCGAAUUGCCAACUAACUGUGCACUUGGAGUGCGACCAUGGUGCUCAAUGCGCUCAUGACGCUGAACUCGCCUCUGCAGCUCGUCUUCGACAACUACAGCCUUGUCCUGAUGGAACUUGUCAGCUACUUCAUCUUUCUCAUGGCGUUCGUCCACGCGGCGGGGUCUCCUCGGCGAACUCAGCUCGUCCUCGGAGGUUUUGUUGCUUUUCACACGCUCUUGUUUGGCCUCGGGCAAAUCGACCCGAACCUUGCGAUUAUGUGGCAUGGACAAGCUCUGGUCAUGCUGUUUUACGGUCAUGUCCCUGUCUACGCUGUGCUCCUGUUUGCCUCGCUCUACUACGUGUACGCUCGUCCAUGUCGCCGUCAUCCACGCAAAACGUGCAUGAUGUAGGGCGUACAUCGCGGCGCUGAGGCUAAACCUGCAUUUCUCGUCGAGUGUUGCUGCUGUGGGUGUCCUCACGAUGGCACUAGUGUUCCCUGCCGAGCUGCUAGGGUCGAAACUGUUGUGGUGGACUUGGCACGACACCGAUCCAACUGUAGAAGACCGCUUUCUCAACGUUCCCUAUUCGAUUUUGGCCUCCCAUGCUUACUCGGCCGCGUCGUUUCACCUGUGUCUGGAGUUCCUUCGCUCUCGGAUGACGAUAGGUUUCGAGUUCCAAGAGGCCAAUGCGGUCACCGAAUAUGGCGUGAUGGCAGGAGCGAUAUGUCUCGCGUUGCCAGUGUCCAUGCUCGCGUACGGGCUAACCUUUCAACUGUUCAUCGAUCUACUCCAUGUGUCGAGUCACAUUGUCUUGACUGGGUUGGUGGUGCUAUCAACGCUAUGGGUGUGGGCAUCGGAUCGCCGCGGCGGCGACAGUGAGAAGAACGUCGUGCUGUGGCAAUACGAUGGUGAAUGGCACCACUCGUGGUACGACCACGCGCUUGUCCAGGCGAGCAUGGUGUACUUGGGCUUAAUGCCGCUGCUGCUGGUCGUGGUGAACCCAUCCCACUUGGUCUCGCUCGGGUACCACCAAUUGCUCGGGAACUGCAGCCACACGACAACGUACUCGACGCUAUUUGGUACACCGCAGACGAAAUUUACCUACUUGUGUGUCUUGCACUUUGACGAAGCGUUUUCGUUCUGCGGGGCUCCCCGGUCGCAGCUCCACGUCAACGAUCCUUGGUACAAAAUUUGCGGCGUCGAAUACGCCUACAAUGCUUUCCCCAACUAUUUGAUCGUAUGUGCCGUCGCCACCGUGACGGUCGUCCUCGUACUCCGUGAGAUCUUUUCACUCAAUCGCCCGGCGUGGGUCCGCCGCCUCCCGAGCGCCAUCGCCACAGAACAUGUCAAGGUCGAGUCGUAGGCAUCUCUGCUUGCUUAUAGUCACCAGCCAUUCCAGUUCGAUGCACUCACGAGGCGUCAUGAGCCGUUGUCCCCUUCCAAAGUCUUCUCCAAACACUGGUCACUGGUUUCAUGGCAAAGGAGAUGUGAUAUCUUGAUACGAGAAAUCGUCUUAGCAGUAUGAUGGGGAACUGAACGAGAUAUCGAC
This is a messenger RNA of Aphanomyces invadans, 1530 nucleotides long. RefSeq lists its product as hypothetical. NCBI's taxonomy places the organism in Eukaryota, Oomycota, Saprolegniomycetes, Saprolegniales, Verrucalvaceae. The record is from RefSeq and is a predicted model, not a curated record. Bases 463 to 1344 code for a protein of 293 amino acids. The transcript is spliced from 6 exons.